Molecule: messenger RNA, 2986 nt
Organism: Peromyscus eremicus (cactus mouse)
Lineage: Eukaryota; Metazoa; Chordata; Mammalia; Rodentia; Cricetidae
Gene: Tubd1
Product: tubulin delta 1
Exons: 9
Coding region: 1229-2590 (453 amino acids)
Biological process (GO): microtubule cytoskeleton organization; mitotic cell cycle
Cellular component (GO): cytoplasm; microtubule
Molecular function (GO): structural constituent of cytoskeleton; GTP binding
Source: RefSeq, a predicted model, not a curated record
UGGGGAGCUCAUAGGGCAGAAAGGCAAAGACAGCGUCUUGGCCUUGCUAUUUGCUAAUUCGGUGGCUUUGGAAAGUUUCAUAACCCUUCAGUAACUCAAUUUCCGUAUCUGUAAAAUGAGAAUAGUAUUACCUACAAUGCAGGCUUAAUCUGGUUUGAUAGCCUCGGCUCAUUUUCAGGGCUACAUAGACUUGAUGUGAAGCGUUUAUCAAAAAUACUAUUUACCGGGCAUAAUGGCACAAGCCUGUAAUCCCUGCUCUCAGGGAGUCUGGGGUAGAAAGGUCACGUGUUUGAAGACGGCUCAGACUAGUUAGCCAGUCCAGGACUGACUGGGCUACAGAGGGAGGCCUCGUCUCAAAACGAAGAACCCUCUUUUGUUGUAUAAAAAUAAUAAAGACUUACUUUAAUAUUUUAUCUGGCCUUUCUCUAAGCUCCAUUUUUUUUUUCUUUCUUUCUUUUCUUUCCGAGGCUGGCCUUGAACUCACAGAGGGCUGCCUGCCUCUGCUUCCCAAGUGCUGGGGAUCAAAGGCAUGAGCCACUAUGCCCGACUCCAACUUAGUUUUAAUACUGGAACUAAACAUAAAACAUUCCUUAUUGAUCUUAAUUGUACUUACCAGGCUAGAAGGUACUUGGUGGAAAAAGAAUAAAUAAGUCAUUUUCUUGGAAGACAGAAAAAUUAAUAUUAGAUGGAUGCUCGGUUAUUAAGCUAACUUCUGGUAUCCAUGUGUGAAGUGAAUACAAAGAAUUCCUUCGGUCAACAUUAUAUUAGCUAAUUUAUUUGUGUGAGAGUGUAUAUGCACAUGUGUAUGGAUGUGAGCAUUUAUGCAAAUGCAGAGGAGAAGAGGGUAUCCGAUUGGUUAUCACUUUAUUUCCUUUAUCACUCUUCAUAUAUUCCUUUGAGACAGGGUCUGUCCCCCUCUCUCCCUCUCUUCCUCUCUCUCUACUUUUCUCCCUGCCUCCCUCCCUUCCUCUCUCUGAACCUGGGGCAGUGUUUUCUCAGCCAAGCUGGAAGCCAUCCCCAGUGAUCCUUCUGUCUGCACCAACUCAGACCUGAAACUACAGGCCUGCACCUGGCUUGUUCUGUGGGUGCUGGCAUCUGAACUCUGGUUCUCGAGAUUACACAGCUCCCUCAACGAACAUUUUUGUUUUGGUUUCUUUUGAAAAUAUACUUGGGGAAAAUGGUUACCCACUCUCUUGUGUUUUAGAAGAGGCCUAGCCGGUGGCUUGGCAUGUCAAUAGUAACAGUGCAGCUUGGGCAGUGUGGCAACCAGAUUGGCUUUGAAGUGUUUGAUACUUUAUUUAGAGACUCACACUGUUCCCAGGGACUCUGCUCUAAGAGAGAAAAUGAGGCAUAUCAAGCAUCUUGCAGUGAAAGAUUUUUCAGAGAGGAAGAAAAUGGAGUUCCAGUUGCCCGGGCCGUGCUUGUUGACAUGGAACCUAAAGUUAUCAAUCAAACCCUAUCCAGAGCUGCCCAGUCUGGUCGAUGGAAAUACGGUCAGCAUGCAUGCUUUUGUCAGAGACAAGGAUCUGGGAACAACUGGGCAUAUGGGUACUCUGUGCAUGGCCCGAAGCAUGAAGAGCCUAUGAUGAACUUAAUCCAAAAGGAGGUGGAGAAAUGUGACUCUCUGAGUGGAUUUUUCAUCAUCAUGAGUAUGGCUGGGGGAACAGGAUCAGGGCUGGGAGCCUUCAUUACACAGAAGUUACAAGACCAGUACUCCAGUGCCUUGAAAAUGAAUCAGAUUAUAUGGCCUUACGGAACUGGCGAGGUUAUCGUGCAGAACUACAACUCCAUCUUGACCCUCUCUCACUUGUACCGGUCUUCGGAUGCCCUCCUCAUUCACGAAAAUGAUGUCGUCCACAAGAUCUGUGCCAAACGGAUGAACAUCAAGCAGAUCUCCUUCAGAGAUUUAAACCAAGUUCUUGCCCAUCAGCUGGGGAGCGUGUUCCAGCCUACGUACUCUGAGGACGGCUCGCUUCACUACCGCAGGAAUCCACUAGGAGACUUAAUGGAGCAUUUAGUUCCCCACCCCGAAUUUAAAAUGCUGGGUGUUCGUAACAUUCCACAGAUGUCUGAGAACUCUCUGGCAUACAGCACGUUUACCUGGGCUGGCCUCCUCAAGCAUUUAAGACAGAUGCUUAUUUCGAGUGCAAAAAUGGAAGAAGGUAUCGACUGGCAGGUGCGGCCUCCUUUCUCAGGCCUUCCACCUCUUGGCAAAAUGUCUGUCCACAAGGAUCUUCAUUUUAACACUUCUGUUGCCAACUUGGUCGUUCUCCGUGGGAAAGACGUGCAAAAUGCAGAUGUGGAGGGGUUUAAAGACCCAGCUCUCUACACUUCCUGGUUGGAGCCUGUUCAUGCUUUCAGCCUGUGGAAAACCCAGCGAGCCUUCGACAAGUACGAGAAGUCUGCAGCCCUGGUCAGCAACAGCCAGCUCCUAGUAAAGCCGCUGGACACGAUCGUGGGCAAGGCGUGGAAUAUGUUUGCAUCCAAAGCCUACGUUCAUCAGUACACAAGAUCUGGAAUGGAGGAGGAAGACUUCUUGGACAGUUUUACAUUGUUAGAACAAGUGGUUGCCAGUUACGGUAGUCUCUGACCCUAAGAGGAAAAGCACCUCACAGGAGUUUGGACUAAAGUAUUUUCAGAAUUGAGCCAUGCUCAGUGGAGGUCACGCGUGAGCCCAGCACUCUGGAAGUCGAAACAGGAGAAUCAGGAGCUCAUAGCCAUCUUUGGCUACAUCGAGAGUUCAAGGCCAACCUGGGCUACUUGAGACCCUAUCUCAGAAUAGAUAAAUAAAUACAAAUACUUGCUCUAAAGUCCAAUCUGUUAAAGUAAUAAAAUGGAAUGCUGAAUUUGGUAAACUGUUACUGAGACUUUUUUACUGUUGCCAAAAGAAAACUACUUUUCCACUAACUGAUGCCUCUCAAGCACUUUAAAUAUGACAAUAUUUAUAAAUGUGUGAUUUGGAGGAAUUAAAUUCUUUUUUCCAAUU